UCUGUAUCCUCGUAUCUUCUCUGUUCUAUCUCUAUUUCACAUACAAAAAUACAAAACAAAAUAACUAGAAAGAAGAAGAUGGAUACGAAGAAGACAGGGAUAAAGAAAGAGAGAAUACCAUCACAGAAAGAAGAAGAAGGAACAGUGAGGAAAGGACCAUGGACUAUGGAAGAAGAUUUGAUCCUAUUUAAUUACAUCCUUAAUCAUGGUGAAGGUCUUUGGAACUCCGUCGCCAAAGCAUCUGGUCUAAAACGUACGGGAAAAAGUUGUCGGCUCCGGUGGCUGAACUAUCUCCGGCCAGAUGUGCGGCGAGGGAACAUAACAGCAGAAGAACAUCUUUUGAUCAUUCAACUUCAUGCUAAGCUUGGAAACAGGUGGUCGAAGAUUGCGAAAUAUCUUCCAGGGAGAACGGACAACGAGAUAAAGAAUUUCUGGAGGACAAAGAUUCAGAGACACGUGAAAAUGUCUUCGUCGAAAAAUACUAAUAAUAUUCGUCAUUGUUUGGGAAACUCGCAGAGCUCGGUGAUAACGGCGACGGACCAAGGAAGCUCCAGCAAAGGCUUAAUCUCGCCGGCGACGACAACGACAUCGUUUCAUGUGAUGGAACAGUCAAACGACAGUUACUGGAACGUUGAAGAUAUAUGGCCCCUUCAGUUGCUUAAUGAUGACCACCAAGUGAUUUAAUUUUGGUCACAGUAGUUUAAAUGACUAUGCAUUUGCUAGCCCUACAUAUGAUGCCCGAUCUGAUUUUUUUUUUUUUUUUGUAUGUUACGUUCUUUGGUUUUCCUAUAUUGCUGAAUCUUGUUUCAUUUACCUAUCAUUUGUAAUGUUUUAAUGCAAUCAUA
Brassica napus (rape) is the source of this 845-nucleotide messenger RNA. Its product is annotated as transcription factor MYB57-like. Gene Ontology annotation, cellular component: nucleus. Bases 79 to 684 code for a protein of 201 amino acids. Gene Ontology annotation, biological process: regulation of DNA-templated transcription. The record is from RefSeq and is a predicted model, not a curated record. The transcript has 3 exons. Lineage: Eukaryota; Viridiplantae; Streptophyta; Magnoliopsida; Brassicales; Brassicaceae. Gene Ontology annotation, molecular function: sequence-specific DNA binding; DNA-binding transcription factor activity.